Messenger RNA from Anthonomus grandis grandis, 962 nucleotides. Its product is annotated as homeobox protein koza-like. Gene Ontology annotation, biological process: regulation of DNA-templated transcription. NCBI's taxonomy places the organism in Eukaryota, Metazoa, Arthropoda, Insecta, Coleoptera, Curculionidae. Gene Ontology annotation, molecular function: DNA-binding transcription factor activity, RNA polymerase II-specific; DNA binding. The record is from RefSeq and is a predicted model, not a curated record. Bases 158 to 907 code for a protein of 249 amino acids. The transcript is spliced from 5 exons.
UUGCAUAAACACGUCUUUAGUAUUAAUCCUAAAGUUACUCACUCGGACGGCACUUAAUUAUAUUGUUUUCGUGUCAUAUUUUGUGGUGGUGUGGGGACUAAAUGGAGUGCGGUUUGCUGAUGAUACCGCUGUGAUAAUACGAGUUUUUAAAUAAAACAUGGAUCCAGAGGCACCACUCCAAAGCGAAAUAGUCUCCUCCCAAGAAAACCCCGGCAACAAGAAAUGCUCCAACAACUCCAAAAACUUCCUUAUAGACUCCUUACUUUCAAAUGAUCGCCAUAGCCCCUUAACCAGUGUUAUGGACAUCGACUCACCAAGAGAAGAAGAAACUAGUCAGGAGCAAUCCUUGGGCUCAUUUGAAGCACAUCACUUAAGAAGAAGAGUAUUCUUUGGUGACUCACACGAUUUUAACUUACCGGAUACGUCAAACGAUGACGACAGAAAGAAACGACCCAGAACCGCUUUUACCGCCCUCCAAAUCAAAUCGUUGGAGGCGGAGUUCGAGAAGAACAAAUACCUUUCGGUAUCCAAGAGGUGUCAACUCUCCAAGACUUUAAAGCUAACUGAGACACAGAUUAAAAUCUGGUUCCAGAAUAGACGUACGAAGUGGAAACGGAAAUACACGAGCGAAAUUGAGUAUUUGGCGCAGCAGUACUAUAGCUCCCUGGGCAUCAUGUCUCAUAGGCCCUUGUUCUUAGGAGAUCGGCUUUGGUUGUUUAACUAUCAAAACCAACCGAGCCUAACAGCCUCCCCAAUCCCUCCAUAUCCAGUCACAGCUACGGAGCCCUUAAGGCUACAACCGCCUCAAGAAUACGCCCCCCUCUACAGUCAACAGGAGCUGAAGCCUACAGACUGUUCCCCAAUGACGAGGCUGCAAAACUUCGAAAGACAGUUCGUUAAUCAAUAAUCUUAUGUGUAUUUAGUAUUAAGGAAAUAAAAAAAAAACUAUUUUUAAAUAUUGA